Messenger RNA from Brassica rapa (field mustard), 6007 nucleotides. RefSeq lists its product as uncharacterized. NCBI's taxonomy places the organism in Eukaryota, Viridiplantae, Streptophyta, Magnoliopsida, Brassicales, Brassicaceae. The record is from RefSeq and is a predicted model, not a curated record.
CAGGCUGCCACCAAGUGGAAAUGUUCAUGUAAAAGCAAGAAGACAGAAAACAUUAUUUAAUUCUUUGUUUUUUUGUUUGUCAACUAUAUGAAUUUAAUCAUCCAUGUAUGUAAAGAGAUCUUAUAUAGUAAAAACUAAGUCAUGAAUAAACAGCUGCGAGAGUUAAGUUUAUCUACCACUGUAGUGAAACAAUAACAAGUAAUGAACCAAAAACAUCAUCUGCUUCUCGGAUUAAACAGCACAUUUGAUACAAUCCGCAAAGUUAAACAUGUAUUUUAUAUCUAAUUGCACAUUGUCCUGAAAACCAUGCUCAUUUUACAGAAAUUAACCGGAUGAACACAACAUAUAGAAUUAACUAUAAAUUACUAAAUGUAUGUGACAAUCGUAAAUAUGCAAUAUGCUUUGGACCAUAAUAUUCUGUUCAACAAAAGAGCUUGCCUCUCAUCUUUUUGGUAUAGCCACUAGCCACUAGCCACUAGGCAGAGACAAAGCACGUGAAACAAGCACGUUAUGAAAAAGAAAUCGGAUAAAUAAUACACUUGGGUUUACUAAUUUAUUAGGCUGUCAAAGAUUAGUAAAUUGGGCUGUCUCUCCCAUUAUCCAGUAUUCUAUACAUUUUAGUAUUUUACAUAAUAACUAGUUUUGUAUGGAUAUGAAUGUUAUAGAUCUAAGAUGGCAGAAUGAAGUUACAGAUAAUAAUAUUACUAUAUGCAACUCGACCUUGUUUAUCUAGACUAGAUAUACCAUAACAAGACUAUUAAGAUCAUAAUACAACAUUGUACUAAUGUAAUGAGUUAUGUAGAGAGAUAGUUUUUUUUUUUUUAAACAAAUAUGCAUGGUAUCGUCGCUAGUGAAGUAUAUAACGCUCUAAUAUAUAUACUUUACUUGUGUGGGAACUAGUUUAUUUGAAUGACCAUUAGGUAGGAAAAUACAUCGAUUUUUUAUAUAAUCCGUGUAUAAAUUUUCCUAUUUGCUACAAAUGGUUUAUCCUAUGUUUCAUCUUAUAUAUGAUUUUUUAUAUGAUGCACGUCGGUCCUAAUAGAGAAGUCAAAACUUACAAAAACAUUAGUUUAUCUAUAAAUGUAGAGUCGGCAGAUAAAUGCAACGACAGUUUGGCCGAGUGGUCUAAGGCGCCAGAUUUAGGCUCUGGUCCGAAAGGGCGUGGGUUCAAAUCCCACAGCUGUCAAUUUGUUUUAUUGUUGUUUCGCAAUGUGAACCCUCUAGCUUUCUAUUUUUUGCACCAAUAGAACCGCUUAAUAACAGAAUAGUGAAUGUUCACGGAAAAAGCGAACACAUAUGAGGCCAUGACUAUCUUUUGAAUCUUGACCAUCCCCUUCAGUUCAAAAUCCUUCCCUUUUCUCCCAAGCAACCAUUUCUUCCUCAAUCUCUCUCUCUCUGAUCAAAUAUAUCCACGUACAGAGCAAAAAGAUGAAGAGUCGGAGCAGAAACUUAGCCACCCUGAGUUUGAUGAUAAUUACGGUUUUGUCAUGGAUGAAGAUCGUGGCUGGGCAGGAAGCAUUAAUAGGAAAAAAAGUAUUGCCGUUGUGCCACAGAGAAUGUAUGCCAAUAUGCAUGAAAGUGACCGAAGCAACUCAAGAAAUUUGUGAUGGUGCAUGCCAAGCGGGUUGUGUCCAGCUUCAAGGUAGAGGCACCGGACUUUCAGCCACUGAUCAAGGAGUCGAUAUGGUCAUUGCUUAGAAAAAUAUUUAUCAUCUUUAUCACUGGAUAUUUAAUUUUGAUAUGAUUAUAAACUUUUAAAUUAAUUUAUUAAUUUUUAUAUAUAGAAAGUAAAUAACUUUCGGAAUAGUUUUAUAAUGUUAUUUCAUUUAGAACUGUGAUUUUGAAUAUAAUGAUUUUUAUCAAAUUGCUUAUCUUUGGAUAUAUAUUUUUCUAAAUAAAAUAAACUCAUUUUGUUAUACAUUUAGAUUGAUUCUUUGCUAGAAUUUUUUUUUUAUAAUAAUUAUAUUUUUUUUUUAGAAAAAUGGUCAUGCUUCAUAAUUUUCAAACAGAGCUAAACCAACAAUUUAUUGUAAAUUUAUCGAUUAGUAAUAAGUUUAAAACAUAAUAACAACAAAAUUAUGGUUGUAGUAUAUAGCUCAUAAACUUAAAAAUAAAGUCACUAUUUCGUAGCAACAUGCCCACUUGUGAUGAUUAAUGAACCUGGACGUCUUUUAUAUAUAAUACAGUGUUGUACAUAUAAAAUGUGAUACAUUUAAUUUUGAGAUUGCUCUUAAUAAAUAGGUGAUGUGCUGCAGUUUCAUCACUUUGUAAUGUUAGUUUUAGUCUUUGUUUCAUAUUUUAUUAGCGGAACAUGUUUUGUAGUUUUAGUUCCAUUGUUCAUUUUGGAAGUUGCUCACGGGAGAAAUUAAGCUAUAUGGAUAGAAGUUACUCACUAAAGAAAUUAAACUAUUUAGACGCAAAGCGAUGCACAAUCACUGAAAGAGUUAAUUUCCUACAACAAAAUUGGUAUCAUGCUUGAAUUAAGGGAAAAAAAAAACUAUGAGUUGAUGACGUUUGAAAAGAUCAUCAUCAAUUCUUCACGAGCUUGAAGUCCUCUGGGUAUCAGCGCAAGAUUAAUAUGGAUAUCGUGAACAAUGCUAAAUAUUGAGGAGAAAAUUUUAUGUUUACCACUUUCAUCAUUUUUUUUUUAGAAAUUGAAUUUUACUAAAAAAAAGAGUAAAAGAAGACAAUCUAGUUGGAUCUCAACCCAAAGUUUGAAAGUAUAUGGAAUUUAGCAAUAGAGUCUGCAAAUCCGUUUUGAGAUCUAGAGAGAAAACUAAAAGACAAUAAAGAAAAGAAGAGGAUAGUGAGUCGAUAUCCGAAAAGACGCCGUAGAGUUCUGUCGGUUCCUGUUUCAUAGAGAUCGAUUUGAUAAGUGCUUGAUCAUCUGAUCGGAGCCAAAUUGAAGUGAAAUCCAGGGAAGUGGCGUGAAAGAGAGUCUCACGGAUUGCAAGCGCUUCCGCCAUUUUCAUGGUACUAUUAUUCAUCUUUACCACUACUAAAGAGCUAUUUUCAAAAAUAUGUUCUUAAUUAAGUGGCGAAAGACUAUUAUACCCUUAUUCUCUAUAUAUACAAUGAAUAUUAUUUAAAUAAUUUUUUAUAUGUUUUCGAAUAUUUUUUUUUUCAAAUUCAAACUUUUUAUAAUUUUUUUUUUUGAAUUUUGUUUUUUUUGAAUUUUUUUUCAAAUUUUCUUUUUGAAAAUCGAAAAUUAUGUAGAAAUUCUUUUUAAUUUUUUUAAGUAUUUAUAUAUAUAUAUAUUAGAAUCCUAAAUUUCACAUUUCAAAAACCAUACCCCACCAUUCAACUCUAAACACUAAGUCUAAAUUAGUUUAAACAUAAAAAAAAUAGUACUAUGAAUGUGGAAUUUGUGGUAAUUUCUCAAUAUUGAUCAACUGGCGUUAAAGAGGACCCUAUUUAGCAUUCAGAGGUUCAAUUAGUACUAAUUUUUUUCUACUUUGUUAUUAUUAAUAUAUAAUGUAUCUAAUUUUAUUAUAAAUUAAUAUUGAAAGUAAUCAAAUACCUACAAAAAUUAGGAAACUUAUACAGGAACCUAUUACAUUAUGCAAAUUUACUAACUUGAGACUUUUCAGGUGAGCCAGGAUAUUUCCUUUCUAGAAACUAUGCUAACCUCUGCAGUAUUACAUUUCUACGCUACAUUAUCAGUUCUUCUACAUGGUUUCAUAAUCAAAGUUUAUUCACUGUAUUAGAGGUCAUUAUCUCUACUGAAAAUAAUCUAAACCAUUGUGUCAGAAGUCUCUAGGUCGAAUGAUCAUUGGAACAUAACUAAUACUACAUAAUGUGGUUUCAGGUAGGGAUUACAAGAUACGGUCCUGGACUUUCUGCCUUUCUGGUAUUCAAAAAAAAAGUAAAAUCACUGUUGGAUCUUGAGCUCUUAUACCAAUAUAAAAUAUUUAUUUUCACGACAUCUAAACUAUUAAAGUUGAAGUACAUUUAGUACUUAACCCUAACUUUUUCUAAAUAAUUACCAUUGAAUGCCACUAAGGGCAUCUCCAUCCCUACUCCAUUUUUUUCUCUAAAAUGGAGUAAAAGUGAAUAUGGAGUAAGAAAUGCUCCAACCUAACUCCAUAUAUCACUCCAUAAUGAAAUUUACUCCAUAAAUGGAGUAAUCUUUUUUUUGUUUGUUCAUCACUCCAUUAUGGAGUGGGAAAUGGAGUAGGGUUGGAGCAAUUUUACUCCAUUUUCACUUUUACUCCAUUUUAAAGGAAAAAAUGGAGUUUUACAUUGGAGAUGCUCUAAUAUUUAAUCUAGAGCUAUUAUUUCAAAACAAUAUUUGUACCCUAUUAAUUAAACUAACAACUAUCAUUUGGUUAAUUAUUAAAGGAAACGUUGAUUUCUCAUUUAUAGUAUCUAUAUUAUUAAAAGAGAAGUACACUUAUAUAUUCACAUUUAAAAUUUGCAUUUAUUUACAAUGUAAUACCAUUGAAAUAACUAUAACCAUUAAUCAAUGUCUUUCUUAAACUAAUACUAUCUAAUUUCCCAAAACGAAUGCAAACUAAAAACUUGGAUUACAUCAAGUCAUAAAACCGUAAAAUUAGUAAGUAUAAUAUAGGAAAAUUAGUAAGCAUAAUAUAGGAAAGUAAUAAAUGACAUAGAAAACAUUUUCAAUUACUCCCAUAAAAAAUUAUUCACCGAAAGUUUGUUUUCUUUUCUUCCUCACCAGUAGCUCAAUAGCUGCUCUAACAUGUACGAACAGAAAUAAAUGAUUUAAGAAUUUUAUUACUCAAAAUACUUACAAUUUUUUCUAAUUCAUAAGCUACACGUUCAUUCAUUCAUAUCACUCUAGCUGCAAAAUCAUAAACUGGUUUGUUUGCUACAAACUUUCAUGUGAUUUUUUAUGAAUAAAAACCAUGUUAUAUUUUUGUUACUCUUAACAUACUUUCAUUCAAAUCAGAUUUUUAAAUAUUUUCCGAAUCAGAUAAUCUAUAAUCCUCCUAUUUAACCGCAAAAAAACAAUUAUCUUUUUUAUUUCGAAAAAAACACAGUAACAAAAACUCUACAUUUAGAGGAUAUUCUUUUGACCAGCCUACUUCCUAUAUUUGUGCACCAGCCUAUAAAUUUAAGGACAUCACUUAAAUUUACCAUUUAUUUAUGAUUCUCAUUUAUUUCCAAUUCAAAUCUAUAUUAUUAAAACCAAAAUAAUUAUUUAUUCAUCAUCAUAAUUACAAUUUAUGCCACUGAUUUAAUAAUUAUUAUCUAAUUAGCUAUAAAUCAUUUAUUUUGGUAGAAUACCCUCUAAACAAACUUACCAUUAUUCUCUAACUGAAAUAUUCUCUAAUUAAUUUUACUGUAAAAUUACCAUUACUAUCUAUUUUAUUAAAACAAAAGUGAAUUUUAUUUGACAUAUUUUAUUCUAUUUUAGAAAGAUAGAUUUAUUAAUAUACAACAUAACAAUACUAAUUGGUGUUUUAAUUUAUAAAUAAAUACAUCAAAAUGGUUGAUGUAAAUAAAAAUUACUAAUUGACGAAUAUGUUAUAUAACAUAUCAUUUUGAUUGGUUUAGUAUCCAACCAUAAUAUGAGCUUAAAAAUCACCGAUCUAUCGUAAAUGUUAUAUACUACAAAUCGAAAAUAAACAUUCAUAUGGAUGCAUGUUUAUGCAACCAUUUGUGUUAUGAAAAAUUCUAUAUAUCUUUUAUAUUAAAAUAAACACCCGUGCGGAUGCACGGGUCAAGAUCUAGUCUAUAUUAUUAAAAGAGAAGUACAAAAUAGAAAUAUCCCUUAGUUUUAUCACUUAUUUACAUUAGAAUGCCAUUGAGAUAUUUAUUGAACCUAUAUUUAAGCAUGCUUGUCUUUUCCUAAUUUAAAUAAUAGAAUUAAACAUUUAAUAUCUUUCCAAAAUUUAAAUAAUAGAUUUUCUUUAUCAAAUCAUAACCAAAAUAAAUUUCCUAAUAUAUUUCGUAUUAACAUACUCAAUAUUUUUAAUAUUUAUAAGUAAUAAAUAAUAAAAUAAAAAAUCACACAUCAUAAUCAAUUUAUAUAACAUAUAAA